Ilex paraguariensis (yerba mate) is the source of this 939-nucleotide messenger RNA. The record is from the annotation of a GenBank genome assembly. Lineage: Eukaryota; Viridiplantae; Streptophyta; Magnoliopsida; Aquifoliales; Aquifoliaceae.
CAGGACAUAGUUGAAAAUGUGAAGGAAAUUGAAGAUGACAAUGAAGAUCUAUUAUAACAGAAUUUGUCUGAGCAUUAGUCCAAUUUGGUGCAUUUCAACCAACCGGUUGUCUUCUAUCGUGCUAGCAUGCAGAGGUACGUGGGCUAGCCGUAAACUACUGUGCAAAUUGCUUUGGGGUCUAAAUCAUACUCAAAUGACUACCACCAGCAACUAAACCCUAGAACUCCAUCAACACCAUCUUCAUCAUGGUUCUCCACCACCAGCGUCCACGUGAUGGCACUCGACGGCAUAGUGAACGUCAACUCCCUCUUCACUGACGCAGUCUUCAUUGGUCUUUCCCUUGCAUCAGACUCAUCAGACCAAAGCAGCACCCUAAAGAGCAAAUCAUCAUGCAGUACUGACAUUGAAGUGGCGAGAACCCUUCUCGUCUACAAGGUCUUCUCCUUCAGCUCCUUCCUCUUCUACUCACUCAUCGCUCACGGUCUCAAACUCGCCAUCAACCUCCUGAACAGCAGAGAGGUGGAAGAGGCCUUGAAGGCCAAGAUUAACGUUAACAUCCUGAAGUUUGGGAUGAUGGGAUCAGCGAUUGGGUCGGUGAUGGGAUGCUUGUUCUUGAUGCUUGCAAUGGUCAAUGUUGUGGAGAUGAAGUUGGGGUUAUUGUCUUGCGGAGGCAAAACAGCUUAUUCUGUGGCCACGUUGAUUAUCCUGGUGCCCAUUGGACUUUCGGGUUAUAUAUCCAUCGCUGUAUAUGCUUUUAUGCAUUAAGUCGAUCUUUUAUGCUUGUGGUUUUGGUACUUGUAAGUACAAUAUUAUCUUGUAUGUUUUUCACAGAUGGUGAUCUCUAGUCAUUUUCAAGGGAAGGGUUGUUUUUUUUUUUCUAUGCAAUGCUACAUUAAUCAAAUUUUAGAAUUAAAUUUGAAACUCAAAUGACAUAACAGC